Molecule: messenger RNA, 767 nt
Organism: Paramecium octaurelia
Lineage: Eukaryota; Ciliophora; Oligohymenophorea; Peniculida; Parameciidae
Source: the annotation of a GenBank genome assembly
AUGGAAAUGGAUAGCAAUUUGGAAUGGAGAAACAAUGUCUUAAGUUUGUGGAUACUACAAAAAGAAAAAAAUAAGGGUUAUGUAUAUAACCCAUUUAGAAUUAUAGGAAGUAUAGGAAAUAAUAAUAUUAAAAUAGUAAAGCCUAAAUUUUUUAAAGUGGAAAAUAUAGGGGGUGGAUUAUUUUGUUAAGGUAUAAAAAUUGGAAAGUGAUUAGAGUUGGAUGAUGGAUUUUAUGACCAAUUGUGGUGAGUAUAAAAAUGAUAAAAAGGUUGCUAUUUGGAAUAUAGAGUACGAAGGAUAUUUAAUAUAAGUAAUAAAAAUAAAUGGAAAUAGUGGUGGCGAAUUUUAUUAUGAAGGAAUUAAGAAUGGUAAUUAGAUUGAAUUGGACGAUGGAUUUUAUAUUUGUAAAUAACUCAUCUACAGUGGUGAGUAUAACAACGGUAAAAAGGUUGGCAAUUGGUGUAAUAAAUAUAAUGGACAAUUAUUGUAAAAGAAGAAAUAUUUAGUGAAAUAGUAGGGGUGGAUCGUAUUAUGAAGUAGGAAAGGUUGGAGAGUGGAUAGAGUUAGAUGAUGGAUUUUCUACUUAAAAAUAAGUAACCUAUAGAGGGGAAUAAUAAAAUAGUAAAAAGGUUGGUAGAUGGAAUAUUUAAGGAAACAUGAUUGGAAUAAGAAAUAUAGAAUCUUAUAAUGUUGUUGGAUCGUAUGAUGAAGGAAUUAAGGUUGGCAAAUGCAAUGAGUUGGAUGAUAAAUUUUAUUUGAAAAAAUGA